AGGUUGACAGCUGUUUGACUGUGACAAGGACGUACUACUGUCAACUGGUUCCUCUUUCCAGCAUUUCAACAAAUUAAGUCAAAUGGAAGAGACAACUACUUUUUCUGUCUCAACUUUUGAGACAACUCCUACAGAUGAAGAUUAUCCCUCGGAGACCAUAGACCCAGGCAUGUGUGAAAGAGACUGGGUCAGGCAAUUCCGUGGCCAGUAUGAGCCACCUCUCUUCUGGAUCAUCUUCGUCCUUGGGUCUGUUGGUAACCUGCUGGUGGUUUGGAUUUACCUAACCGUGCGCAACCGCCUGAAAACAAUGACCGAUGUGUAUCUGCUGAACCUGGCUGUGGCAGACCUCCUCUUCCUGUGCACGCUGCCCUUCUGGGCGGUCGAGGCCAUCAAGGGAUGGAACUUUGGUAGCAUUCUUUGCAAGAUAGUGUCCGCUCUCUACAAGAUCAACUUCUUCAGCAGCAUGCUCCUCCUCACCUGCAUCAGCGUGGACCGCUACAUUGCCAUAGUGCAAGUAACCAAAGCUCAGAAUUUCAAGAAGAAGAGAUUGUUUUACAGCAAACUUGUUUGCCUCUGUGUCUGGUUUGUCUCCACUCUCCUGGCCCUGCCUGAGUUUAUCUUUGCUGAGGUGAAAUUUGGCCCAGAGGAACAACCCUUUUGCGCUAUGGUCUACUGGAACAAUGUCUUCAACCGGACAAAGAUCAUGGUGCUUUCCUUGCAGAUUUGUAUGGGCUUCUGUCUUCCUCUGCUGAUCAUGUUCUUCUGCUACUCAGUCAUAAUCCGUACCCUCCUGCAAGCAAAAAGCUUCGAAAAACACAAGGCCCUGCGUGUCAUCUUCGUUGUGGUGUUUGUCUUUGUCCUCUCCCAGCUGCCUCACAACACCCUGCUGAUUGUGGAAGCCACACAAGCAGCCAAUACCACGAUUACAGACUGUACCACUGUGAUUCAAGUUGAUGUAGCCGGACAGGUUGCUAAGAGUCUCGCCUUUACUCACGCUUGCCUCAACCCCUUCUUGUAUGUCUUCAUUGGAGUUCGGUUCAGGGAAGACCUUAUGAGGAUGGCUAAGACUUGCUUCGGAGGUGUGGGCAAAGGAGGGUUCAGCAAAGUCCAGGCAGUUCCCAAACGUCCCUCUGUCAUGUCAGACACAGAAACUACCCCUGCCCUUUCCAUAUAGAUGCCCGUUUUUCAAAAUACUACACCUGAGACCUGAGCCUAGUAUUAUCCGAAUUCUAAAUUGUAUUCCUGGUGCAUUAAAAACCACAAGCAGAUAAACAAUAUCAUUUACAACUCUGGAAAACCACCAAUCUUUAUUCAAACUCUGACAGUUACAUGCAUAUUUGUUUCAUUGGAAUACCUGUACAAACUGUAUUGACAUGUAAAUAUUGUGUGUGUUUUAUCUUUCCAUUAUGUAUUUGCUGUGUGCAUUUGUAUUUUUUCUAUUAAAAAUAGUUUUUUGACUCAUUAAACAUUAAA
Messenger RNA from Cyprinodon variegatus (sheepshead minnow), 1473 nucleotides. Its product is annotated as C-C chemokine receptor type 9-like. The coding region runs from base 83 to 1174 and encodes 363 amino acids. Gene Ontology annotation, cellular component: membrane. The transcript is spliced from 3 exons. The record is from RefSeq and is a predicted model, not a curated record. Gene Ontology annotation, biological process: immune response; chemotaxis; G protein-coupled receptor signaling pathway. Gene Ontology annotation, molecular function: chemokine receptor activity. Lineage: Eukaryota; Metazoa; Chordata; Actinopteri; Cyprinodontiformes; Cyprinodontidae.